This is a messenger RNA of Penicillium waksmanii, 381 nucleotides long. RefSeq names its product RNA methylation protein TRM112. Gene Ontology annotation, biological process: peptidyl-glutamine methylation; tRNA methylation; rRNA (guanine-N7)-methylation. The record is from RefSeq and is a predicted model, not a curated record. The transcript has 3 exons. The coding region runs from base 1 to 381 and encodes 126 amino acids. Gene Ontology annotation, molecular function: protein heterodimerization activity. NCBI's taxonomy places the organism in Eukaryota, Fungi, Ascomycota, Eurotiomycetes, Eurotiales, Aspergillaceae.
AUGAAGGUCAUCACAGCCAAUUUCGUGACCUGCGCCGUCAAGGAGUGCAAGACCACCGCCACCUCAUUCCCUCUGCACUUCCACGACGCCGAACUCGAGCUUCAAGAAGUUGAUUUUCAACCCGAAUUCAUUCGCAACGUCAUUCCUCGGAUUGAUUGGGAGGGUCUGCGAACCACCGCAAAUGAGUUGGGAUUCCCCAGUCUCCCAGAAACCAAGCCCGAGGGCGACGCGCUCACCAACGAACAAACGCUGAAAGACCUGCAUCGCCUUUUGCUGGAGACUCAGGUUAUGGAGGGCAAGUUGGUUUGUGGAACGUGUGGGCAUGCAUAUGCGAUUAAGGAGGGUAUUGCCAAUUUCUUGCUUCCGAGUCACCUGGUCUGA